AUGGAUCCUCCAACAGUACCACCGGCUCCAACACCGAAGCCGACCGCCCUGCCCUCCCUCAAACCCCUCCCAAAGACCCCUCACACCUUCCAAACCCCCACCAAGCGAAUCAACACCGGCACCGACCUCGCGACGUUCCUCACAACCACCGCCUACCGCGAUAUCCUCCUCUUCCUCCUCCAGCUCAACCGCUCCCUCUGCCCGCGCCGGUCCCCCGGCGGCGGCCCCGCGACGACGUACCCCCUCACAUCCGUCCCCGCGGGCGACCGCCUCCCGGCGCCGAUAAAGGCCCUCCAGAACCUCCUCUCCGCCGCCGAGGCUCUGAUCGAGCUCGCGCCCCCCGACCCGGGCCCCCGACGCUUCGGCAACGUCUCCUUCCGCAAGUGGCACGAGCUCCUCGCCGAGCGCGCCCCGGCCCUCCUGUCCGAGCACCUCCCCGCCCCCGUCCUCUCCUUCCCGACGACGCCGUCCUCCGAGCCGCCCUCCGCCGAGCUCCUCUCCUACCUCCUGGGCUCCUUCGGCUCCUCCCAGCGCCUCGACUACGGCACGGGCCACGAGCUCGCCUUCCUCGCCUUCCUCGGCUCGCUCUACAAGCUCUCCUUCUUCAGCGACGGCCACGACACCAAGGACCCCUCCGAAACGGACCGCGCCAUCGUCCUCGGCGUCAUCGAGCCCUACCUCCGCGUCGUCCGCAAGCUCAUCCUCACCUACACCCUCGAGCCCGCCGGCUCCCACGGCGUGUGGGGUCUCGACGACCACUCCUUCCUGCCCUACAUCUUCGGCUCCGCGCAGCUGACGGCGCCCAUCACGCAAGGGUCCGCGGAGCCGAUGCCGAUGGAGGGGUCCGUCCGCGGGGCGCCCAAGACGGGGGACAUCGUCAAGGCCGCGGUGAUGGACGAGCAGCGGGGCGAGAACAUGUACUUCUCCGCCGUGGGCUUCAUCAACGACGUCAAGAAGGGCCCGUUCUGGGAGCACAGCCCCAUCCUGUUCGACGUCUCCGGCGUCCAGGCCGGCUGGGGCAAGAUCAACAAGGGCAUGCUCAAGAUGUUCAACGCGGAGGUGUUGCAAAAGUUCCCCGUCGUCCAGCACUUCACCUUCGGCUCCCUCUUCUCGUGGGACCAAGACCCCGACGCCGCGCCAGUUGCUCAGUCUGUGCACGCGGCGAACCAGCCCUCGUAUAACUACCCCGCGACGACUGCGCCUCCGCCGCCGCAGGGAGCGGGAACGGCUGCGCCGUGGGCGGCGGGUGGUGCGACGAGAGCUGCACCGCCGGGCUCAGGUACGGCGGCGCCGUGGGCUGCUGGUGCGGGUAGGAUGCCUCCCCAGGGUGGAAUCCCGUACUCGCGACAGCCACCGGCGGCGGCCGCACGGGCACCCCCCGCACCGGGAAUGCUCCCAAUGCCGGUACCGGGUGCGCAACAGGGCGGUAGCGGGUCGACGGAUGCGCAGGUCACGCUGACCAAGGCGCCAUGGGCGAAAUGA
Messenger RNA from Colletotrichum karsti, 1482 nucleotides. RefSeq lists its product as uncharacterized. Bases 1 to 1482 code for a protein of 493 amino acids. The transcript is spliced from 2 exons. The record is from RefSeq and is a predicted model, not a curated record. Lineage: Eukaryota; Fungi; Ascomycota; Sordariomycetes; Glomerellales; Glomerellaceae. Gene Ontology annotation, molecular function: protein tyrosine phosphatase activator activity; peptidyl-prolyl cis-trans isomerase activity. Gene Ontology annotation, biological process: mitotic spindle organization. Gene Ontology annotation, cellular component: cytoplasm; protein phosphatase type 2A complex; nucleus.